Messenger RNA from Solanum verrucosum, 2909 nucleotides. Its product is annotated as histone-lysine N-methyltransferase EZA1. The transcript has 18 exons. Lineage: Eukaryota; Viridiplantae; Streptophyta; Magnoliopsida; Solanales; Solanaceae. Bases 123 to 2612 code for a protein of 829 amino acids. Gene Ontology annotation, cellular component: PcG protein complex. Gene Ontology annotation, biological process: chromatin remodeling. Gene Ontology annotation, molecular function: histone methyltransferase activity; protein binding. The record is from RefSeq and is a predicted model, not a curated record.
UCAUCGGUCCCUCUCCACGCAAGUCUCCUAUCACUCCGCUACUCUCCUCUCCUCCUUUAUUCUUCAUCAAAACUAUACCUUCACUUCCCUAUUGUUGUGAAAAAUUAUCUACACAAGACUUGAUGAUCUCCUCCAGCUCCAUCUCUGCUGAAUCUGCGCCCACACCCACUAAGUCCGAUGGAGAAAAUGAAGGGGAUUCUUCGGCAUCUCUAACGUACAGAAUCAAUCAGCUGAAAAGGCAAAUUCAAACGGACAGAGUUCUUUCAGUUAGGGACAAACUUGAAGAGAACAAAAGGAAGCUAGAAAAUCAUGUUUCUGAACUUCUUUUGUUGGCUACAUCAAGGAGUGAUACUAUGAAGAACUCUGGGACUGGUAAAAUGCUUUCUUUAAGAAUAUCAAGUCCCCUCUGCAAAGUUGGUGGACUUGUUCAAGGUUCAGGAGACAGGGACUAUGCUAAUGGAGAGGAAGUCGUAUCUUCAAUAACUGCUAGACUUCCCUUCAUUCAGAACAUUCCACCAUAUACUACUUGGAUCUUUUUAGACAAAAAUCAAAGAAUGGCUGAAGAUCAAUCAGUGGUUGGGAGAAGGCGGAUAUAUUAUGACCAGCAUGGUAGCGAGGCACUAAUCUGUAGUGACAGUGAGGAAGACAUAGCAGAACCAGAGGAAGAGAAACGUCAUUUUUCUGAGGGAGAGGACAAAAUUCUUAGGAUGGCUUCACAAGAGUUUGGGCUUAACGAAGAAGUUCUUGACAUCUUGACCCAGUAUGUUGGAGGCACCACUUCUGAAAUCCUGGAGCACUGUAAUGUGCUUGAGGAAAAACAUCAAGAUACAGACGGCAAAAGCUUGAAAGAUUCUAGGGAAAGUGGAUUUGGGGGGAGCAUGUUUCUGGACAAAAGCCUUACUGCUGCUUUAGAUUCUUUUGAUAACCUUUUCUGUCGCCGCUGUCUGGUGUUCGACUGCCGUCUCCAUGGCUGUUCACAAAUUCUUAUUGAUGCUAUUGAAAAGCAGCCCUAUUCUUCUGAUUCUGAAGAUGAUAGAAAACCUUGCGGUGAUCGGUGUUAUCUUAAGGUAAAAGGUGUAGCAAACCAGACUAAAUAUUCAACUGUAGAUCCAGUGGAAGGACUAGAAAAACACACUUCAGAAGCGGGAGGUAGCACUAUGGACAUCAAUAGAACUAGAGAUCCAGACGAGCACAUUGAUAGCAAAAUGAAGCAUGGAGUAUCAGAGUCUAUAAACACAACUUUAGAGAAGUCAGAUCUAGUUUUGGAUGACCAACAAGAUUCUUCUGGUAAGAGAAGGAAAUUGUCACUCCCUAAUGCUGUUAGUGUGGCAGCAGAAGAUGGAUCUGAGAGCAAUGGGAUGUCUAUUAUCACCAAUGAUUAUGUAUCACAUUCACAAGCACCAGAUCAGUCUGGCUAUAAUCAUGGUACUUCUUUGCAUAAGACUGGGGAAAAUGUCAGAAAUGAAGCAGAGGACACUAUAAAGGAAACUGUGAAGCAUGCAUCCUGCUCCAAAAAUCUACCAGAAUGGAAACCCCUAGAGAAAGAACUAUACUUAAAGGGGAUAGAGAUAUUUGGGAGAAAUAGUUGCCUCAUUGCUAGGAACUUACUUCCUGGCUUGAAAACUUGUAUGGAGGUAUCCUCUUACAUGGAUAACAGAGCAGCGGCGCAACGUGGAGGCUCCUCAAGCUUAUUUUCGGAGGAUAAUGGGAAAACUGACAUGGAUUACAUGGAGCUAGAUAUUCCGACAAAAUCACGUUUUCUUCGUAGAAGAGGCAGAACACGCAAACUGAAAUAUUCCUCUAAGUCUUCUGGGCAUCCCUCAAUCUGGAGAAGAAUGGCCGAUGGAAAGAAUCAAUCAUGUAUACAAUAUAAUCCAUGUGGAUGCCAGCCGAUGUGUGGAAAGCAUUGUCCUUGUUUGCAGAAUGGUACUUGCUGUGAAAAGUAUUGUGGCUGCUCAAAAAGCUGUAAAAAUCGUUUCCGUGGAUGCCACUGUGCAAAGAGUCAAUGCAGAAGCAGACAAUGUCCAUGUUUUGCUGCUGGACGUGAAUGUGAUCCUGAUGUCUGCCGCAAUUGUUGGGUUAGCUGUGGUGAUGGUUCAUUGGGUGAGCCUCCUAGGCAAGGAGAAGGUCAAUGUGGUAACAUGAGGCUCCUCCUAAGGCAGCAACAAAGGAUUCUGCUGUCAAAAUCUGAUGUUGCUGGAUGGGGAGCCUUCCUGAAGAACCCUGUUUACAAAAAUGAUUACCUGGGAGAAUAUACGGGUGAAUUAAUUUCUCAUCGAGAAGCAGAUAAGCGGGGGAAAAUAUAUGAUCGUGCAAAUUCGUCUUUCCUUUUCGACUUGAAUGAUCAGUAUGUCCUCGAUGCCUAUCGGAAAGGAGACAAGCUGAAAUUUGCCAAUCACUCAUCAAACCCAAACUGCUUUGCUAAGGUAAUGCUGGUUGCUGGUGAUCAUCGAGUUGGGAUAUUUGCAAAGGAACGUAUUGAAGCUAGUGAGGAGCUUUUCUAUGAUUAUCGUUAUGGUCCUGAUCAAGCGCCAAUAUGGGCUAGGAAACCUGAGGGCUCAAAGACAGAUGAUUCACCAGCGCCUCAAGGUCGACCAAAGAAACACCAAUAAUCUCAUUGAGACAGCAUGCUUAACCAUUUCUAUCUUAUUGUGGAGUGCUUAACACGGAGGAGGAACAGAGGAAGCUGUACUACAUCUCUUAUAUACAGUGAUAGUCAUAAAGAUAUUUCUUUGUUGUGGGGUCCUUCAUAUUUUAUUAUAUUAUUGUGUGCUAAUAUAAUAAUAAUAAGACAUUAAAGAAGUAAUAGGAGAGAGGAUCCAGCUAUGUAAAGAAUAAGCAGAAAAAUGUUGAAAGAAACAUGUAUACAUGUAGUCAUCCGAACAGGUGAAAGAAAUUACUUGUGUUGG